UAUUGAUGAGCAGAUUAUACCUUAUGAUCAUGAAGGGUUAUAAAGGCUCCAGAAUGUCUGAAGGAGAAUGUCUCUUCUCUUUAGAUUAAUUCCUGUUAUCUUUAAAACUCUCUGUAGUAUCUCUUAUACUCGCUCUUCAACUUCACCAAAAUGUCAAAGAUACACUACAUCCAGAAUAUGUUCCAGACCAAGGACUUUGUUGACCGCUACAAGUACACCGAAAAGCUCACUGGGCUAUAUGCUCAGACCUUGGUUGACUACUCUGGCGUGGCUAAUACCAGCCAGAAGCCGCUGGUUAUCCUUGACAAUGCCUGUGGGAUUGGAGCUGUCUCCAGCGUACUCAACCGCACACUUGAUGAUGAAGCAAAGAAAUCUUGGAAAUUGACCUGCGGUGAUCUGUCAGAAGGCAUGUUGGGAUACACCAAGCAGAGGCUUGAAGAUGAACGAUGGGUCAAUGCUGAAACGAAGGUCGUGAAUGCGCUAGACACUGGGCUUCCAGAUGCGCAUUCUACGCACGUUUUUGUCUCUUUUGGCUUCCAGAGCUUCCCAGACGCCAACGCCGCCCUGAAAGAGUGUUUCAGGAUCCUCGCAUCCGGAGGUAUACUCGCAACCUCAACAUGGCAGAGAUUCACCUGGAUACCAAUCAUGAAAGCCGCCAUUGAGACCAUGCCCGGAAAUCUCCCAUUCCCAACACAGAAAGAGUUCCUCGCCCUUCACAGUACCGGCUGGGACUCAGAAUCCUACAUCCAGACUGAAUUGGAGAAGGUAGGAUUCCGAGACGUCAAAGUCACCCCUGUGCCGAAAGAGACGUCCAUGCCUAUCGACGAAUUCCUCGAAGUCUGCAUGAUGAUAAUCCCUUACCUGCUUCCCAAAUUCUGGACUGAGGAACAGCGAGAGUCGCACGAGAAGGAUGUUCCAAUGGUGCUGCGGCAAUAUCUGCAAGACAACUAUGGGGCGAGUGGACAGGUUCCUCUGGAGGCAGUGGCUCUCAUCACAACGGCCAUCAAGUCCUAGCACAAACUAAGCAGCUUCGACUCAAGAGAAGGUCCAGGAUGACUAGGGACCCACGGGCCACGUGUAUGUGGUAACCGGGCAUGGCAUCUGUAAUUGAGUGACUAUAAUAAGGAGCAAGACCCGGAUUUUUAAUGAUUGAAGGCGUCACUUCAUAGUUUCAAUGUCUACACUGACAAAAUUACCAUGAAAAGAGAU
Molecule: messenger RNA, 1209 nt
Organism: Aspergillus novofumigatus IBT 16806
Lineage: Eukaryota; Fungi; Ascomycota; Eurotiomycetes; Eurotiales; Aspergillaceae
Gene: gtmA
Product: gliotoxin thiomethyltransferase
Exons: 4
Coding region: 151-1014 (287 amino acids)
Molecular function (GO): methyltransferase activity
Source: RefSeq, a predicted model, not a curated record